CAACCAAACAAAUCGUAACCAAACAAGUCGUCCGCCGGUUGAAGGCUGCUCGCUCCAGCGGCGUCUACUUGGGCCGUGCCACACCACAGUAGGAGGCGACGGCGGCGGCGAGCACCCUAAAACCCUCCCCCGAUCUAAAGCCGGCAAUGGCCCGCGUCGCGUCGAGCCACUUCGGCCUCCUCCGCGAGCUCCCUCCACCUCGCCUCGACCCUUCGGAUCUCCCUCGCCGCCUGCGCCAGGCGACCGUCCUCCGCCUCCGGUCGACAAGACCCCUCCGCUUCCCCAAGAUGGCCUGCCUGGCCGAGUCUAAGCCGGUGGAGGCUCCCCCGAUCGAAUCCCCUCCCGAGGAUGAAAACACUGCACAACCUGGUGCAGUCGAAGAGGGCAGCCAAGAUGCUAGUGUUUCCCAAAGUGCUAACUUUGUAGAAUUUCCAAAUAAAGAUAUAAAUAGACGAGUAGCUUUGGCUUCUACCCUUGCUGCAGUGGGGCUUUUCAUAUCAGCACGACUAGAUUUUGGUGUUUCUUUGAAAGAUCUCUCUGCUGCUGCCAUACCUUAUGAAGAGGCUCUUGCCAAUGGAAAACCCACCGUUGUCGAGUUUUAUGCAGAUUGGUGUGAAGUUUGUCGGGAGUUAGCUCCACAGAUCUUUCAGGUAGAGCAGCAGUUCAGGAAUCAAGUGAAUUUCGUGAUGUUGAAUGUCGAUAACACAAAGUGGGAGCAGGAGCUUGACGAGUUUGGAGUGGAAGGCAUCCCCCAUUUUGCUUUCUUGGAUAAAGAAGGGAACGAGGAGGGAAAUGUUGUGGGCAGACUUCCAAAGCAGUAUUUUCUUGAAAAUGUUGCUGCUCUUGUUAACGGUGAGCCAACAAUACCCCACGCCCGAGUCGUGGGUCAGUACUCAAGUGCGGAAGCCAGGAAGGUGCAUCAAGUUGUUGAUCCCAGAAGCCAUGGUUAAUCAUGUACCUUUCCUGCUCAUAGCUGCUCCCACCCAACAAAAUAAGCAUCUUUGACCUGUGCUGCUGAUUGGAUCCCAAGUUGCGGAAUGGUUUGCUGUGCAAAUCUUUGACAAUUGUUUUUCUAGAUUUCUUUAUGUGUUCUUCAGUUGAUCUAUACCACCUUUGUAGUAACAACUUGUGAUGUGGCCAAUCAAUAGGGAAAAGUCUUAGGCCAAGAUGGUCAGGUAUCCCGAAAAGAGGUGUGUUAGAUUGCUGUUUUGAUCAGCAGCACCAAGAGAUUCUUUUAUACUCCAUCUUGCAGCCUAAGCAAUAUGAAGAUGGAGUUUAAAGA
Musa acuminata subsp. malaccensis (wild Malaysian banana) is the source of this 1282-nucleotide messenger RNA. RefSeq names its product thioredoxin-like protein HCF164, chloroplastic. The record is from RefSeq and is a predicted model, not a curated record. Lineage: Eukaryota; Viridiplantae; Streptophyta; Magnoliopsida; Zingiberales; Musaceae. Gene Ontology annotation, molecular function: oxidoreductase activity, acting on a sulfur group of donors, disulfide as acceptor. Gene Ontology annotation, biological process: cytochrome b6f complex assembly. Gene Ontology annotation, cellular component: chloroplast thylakoid membrane.